Molecule: messenger RNA, 327 nt
Organism: Penicillium canariense
Lineage: Eukaryota; Fungi; Ascomycota; Eurotiomycetes; Eurotiales; Aspergillaceae
Exons: 1
Coding region: 1-327 (108 amino acids)
Source: RefSeq, a predicted model, not a curated record
AUGGCUGAGACCUCCGGUUGUGUUCGCAUCCCUAUGGCCAACCCCGCUACAGCAGCAUGGGACGUCCCUAUCUCCAGCACUGAUCAGAGCAAGCUCCUUAACGGCUUCUGCCCGCAGGAUAUGGACGACAAGUGGGGGCUCCGCGCCGACGGCCCGGACGCGCAGGGCAACUUUAUUCUGCGCAUAUACAGGAGCUGGACAGGAGAUGAGCACAUGGCCCUGGGGGUGCAACAGACCAAGAUUUCUCAGAUUCAGUGGAUUCAGCGGGAGGGAUAUGGGGAGAAUGAUACUAAAUAUUUUGCGAAGGCGAUUUGUCGGAGUCUCUGA